Messenger RNA from Clonostachys rhizophaga, 3039 nucleotides. The record is from the annotation of a GenBank genome assembly. NCBI's taxonomy places the organism in Eukaryota, Fungi, Ascomycota, Sordariomycetes, Hypocreales, Bionectriaceae.
AUGGCUGAGCCAGCAGCCUCACGGGAACUCUUGGUCAAAUUUCCACGUGGCCAUUUCGAUGUCAAGGUACAAGACAUCGACUCUAUUCCUGGGCUCCGAGCGCGGUUCCCUAGUCUUACCGAGCCUGCCACAUUCAUCACGGUACACCUUCACUACUCUCACAAUGUCGUCGUUGACGGUUACGCCAAACCCUUCUCCAACCCUGGGCACCCAUGUGAUGGAUGGUUCAAUAGGAACCUCCCCAUUGAUGAUGGCAUCACGCUUCUCGGUCUGCUAGAGGAGCGACGCUUUCACUUCGUCCUGUCCAAGAACACAGACUACUACAAUCGGUUCUGGACUGAAAGCAUGCUCCCCCCUCCAUUCAGCUACCCCUAUAAACAUCGGCUGAGCUGGGACAUUGAGGAGUACCGCAAAGAGUUUUCCGAGCAUAGAGGAGAACCAUUUGCGCGGGCGAUCACUUUCCCCAACGACGAGUCGCGUAUGGCAGCUGUCACACAAUCUGCCAUUCAGGAUGUUAUUUGGAUUGCUGAUGCCGCUGCUGAGAUCUUUGCCACCAAGCUCUCGGCCUACUUUAUCCCGUCACAGACUGACCAGAAUGGCAUGUGCUCGCGUUAUUAUGUCAUAAUCCCACUGUCCACGGAGUUCUAUGACAAGUAUGAGCAACAGUGGCUGGCAUUGACUGACUGCGAGUCCUUCAAACUGGCUUUUCACGAUCAUGAUUCUGCCAUGGCGCCCCCAAGUCUGGCAGAAGAGGAAGACUGGAAGAAGAUGGCGCUUAGCACCUGGGAUGCCAAGAUUGAGCAGUGUCCACAGCACGUCGCUGUCAUGGCUCAUCACCCAGUCGAAGAGAAUGAUCUUGUACUUUUCGUCAGUCGCGGAGCUCUUGGGUUAAAGGUUCCCACAUUCCAAGACCGCUUUGCUGCCAACACUGCUCUUCGGGGUGAUAAAAGAAGCUGGGCCUGUGUGUCUUUUCUGUUUGAUACAGGUCUCAAGGAGUGUGAGCGCAAAGUGAAUGCCGCUUUUCAGUAUCACGAAGGAGCCGACCCGAGCAACAUCAUUCCCUCGCCUUCCAACGACACUUCAUUGAUGAUGGCGUUCCACCGUGCUCUCCAGCGUGGAACUGGCUUCUACGACAUUCUCAGGGCAUCGCGCUCAUCCAACCCUGCCAACUCUCUUGUAGAGUCGAUGGAACAUUCAGUCAUCAGUGACAGUGGUAGUACCAGGCAGCAACUCCCCAAUGUCAGCUUUCUCGGUUCCGGCGACCCUGCUUACAUUGAUGCUCUGCUCGAGGAUGUCCUACCGAAAGACCGAGCUCGCUUCCGUGGCUACUUUGGCAAUCGUCCACUAGGUCUAUCUCUUGUUACUGCCGGUCCAGGUUUUGGCAAGACCACUGUAAUCGCAGUGGCGACGUUAUCCAUGGUUGCAUCGAUCGGUCCUGUCUACGCCAGCGCGCCUACAAACGUGGCCGUAGACAACUUUGCCUCCCGCCUCAGCGCAGUUGAUCGAAAGGCUGUUGAGAGAUGCACGAAGGGCAAAUCUGAGGACCCCGAAAGGAUACGCCGCCGGCUGAUCGUCCGAGGCUACACCGUCCUUGAAGAAGUCCAAGCCUUUCGAAAGCUUCUUCAAAGCCCCGCCGAUGCUGACGAGGCCGCACCCAAGAGGCACUGGAAGCCCCAGUCAAGAUGGAAGCUACACCUCUCUGCAUCAUACUGGCUCUUGAUGAUACUGCGCUCGCCUGCUGUCCGCGCCCUCGAGCCCGAAGAUGCAAAGAUCCUUUGGAGUGCCCAGGAACUCUACGAUGCGCAGCCAGAUUUGCAGAAACUUCGUGAGCUGGCAACUGGGCGUAUCGAAUGGAAGGAGUUCGAGGGCAACAUGGCUGGUGAGCCUAAGCAAAUCCAGAAGAUGCUGGAGACCAUCAUCGCGGUAGCCGAUAUUGUUUGCACCACUCCUGCCCAGUCUGAGAGAGUGCCCGCCUACAAGAAGUGGAAGAAGAACACAGCCCGGGCCAUCGCUGUGGACGAGGCCGCCAACAUGACCAUACCCGACCUGGAUUGCGUCUGGGGCAAUACGAUGCUGCCAUGCCUUCUCGUUGGGGACGAGAAGCAGCUUGAGCCGACUUUGAUGACACGACUACAGAAAGACCCAAAGACUGGCAACCUAUACAACAGACAUGUUAGCGAUGGCUCCGUAUCUCCCCUGGCGUUCUUCAAGUCGACAGGCUGGCCAGUUUACCGCAUGCUCACCCAGUUCCGCAUGGCAAGAGGCCUCUUUGACAUCUGCCACCGCGAGCUAUACUCUGACGUCCCAUUCGAGUAUGACGCAGGCUGCAACAUCGACCUCCCACAGCAUGCAAUCGGUGUCACGUUGGAGAACUUUGCCCGCCAGAGGUUCCCAGAGCUGUCCCCGCCCCCAGCUGGCCAGCUGGCCCCCAUCUUCGUCCACUGCGAGGGCACGGUGUGCUUCAAAGAUCGAUACAGCAUGUCCCUCAUCAACUAUGGCCAGGUGGACAUCGCCCUCGACUUCUUGGUCAGUUUCGUCAAUGAAACCAAGACCGACCCUUCCCAGAUCGGCUUGAUCUGCCCAUACAAGGCAACGAGCGUGCUGAUCGAACGUCUGCGCAAGAAGAAGGCCGAGUAUCUCCCCCUUGCGCUAAUGGAGCCGGCUGCCACCGUCGACUCAUACCAGGGUCGCGAGAAGAGCAUCAUCGUCGUGGUGAUGAGUACCACAGAAGCCAGAGGAUCUGGCUUCACGGCAAAUAGAAACCGACUCAACGUAUUGCUCUCCCGUCACAAGAGCGGUCUCGUUAUCUUCGGAGACAUCAACGUCGUGGAGCCAUUGAUUAGUGCCAAAAGCGAGGGAGAAGAGGGAAAGAGCAAGGGCAAGGGAAAGGGCAAGAAGGUGAAGGGGAAGGCUGUUGUCACCCGCGGGUAUGGCAACAAAGGAGUUUGGUUCAAGGCUGGCAUGCUGAAGAGUGUCCACGCCAAUCUUGUUAAAGAGGGCAGGGUGGCUACAGUGGUUUGGAAGAAAAGAAUAGUUUAA